Messenger RNA from Rubroshorea leprosula, 1522 nucleotides. The record is from the annotation of a GenBank genome assembly. NCBI's taxonomy places the organism in Eukaryota, Viridiplantae, Streptophyta, Magnoliopsida, Malvales, Dipterocarpaceae.
CCUCCGAGUUUCCGACUUCACUUCCCCUUCCUCUCGUUUUCCGGUUGAAUCUCGACGAGAUAGGGAGAGAAAUGGCGGCGGAGGAUGAUAACGGUGAGUUUUAUCUCCGGUACUAUGUCGGGCAUAAGGGAAAGUUUGGCCAUGAGUUUUUGGAGUUCGAGUUCAGGCCGGACGGCAAGCUCCGGUAUGCUAACAACUCCAACUACAAAAACGACACCAUGAUCCGUAAGGAGGUCUUCCUCACCCCCGCCGUUCUCAAGGAAUGUCGACGCAUCAUCUCCGAGAGCGAGAUCAUGAAGGAAGAUGAUAACAACUGGCCAGAACCUGACCGUGUUGGGCGGCAGGAGCUUGAGAUUGUCAUGGGGAAUGAGCAUAUCUCCUUUACUACUUCAAAGAUUGGAUCACUUGUUGAUGUCCAAAGCAGUAAGGAUCCCGAAGGGCUUCGCAUAUUUUACUAUCUUGUUCAGGACUUGAAGUGCUUCGUAUUCUCACUUAUCUCACUCCACUUCAAGAUCAAGCCUAUUUAGAGGAUGGUCAAAUCUGCUCUACUUUGGUGUUCCAAGGGUGUUACUGCUUUUAUUAAUUAUUAGAUCAAGCUGUGUAGGAUUGUAACAAAGGAUUUUUCCCUUCCCCUUUUAUGGCACGGUCAUCUUAAUCUGGACAUGUCGCAUUCGAGUGGUUUACAUGAAUUUUGGUAACAUCAAAUGAGGGAAAUUCAUAAUGUGAGAGCUUUCAAGAUCUUCUAGCAUGUCUCCUUGUCACUUGUUAUUAUUAAGGUAUUUUGGAUGUAGUAACAUUUGAAAUUUUCUGAGCUGAAUUUUCAUGGGACUGAGAAAGACAUUGCCAAUGUACAUACAUACAAUAAUUUGUUCUUAUAGUAACAUAAGGUAACAAAACCAUCCUUCCUACAAUCAACGUUAUGCUCAACUAUGAUGUAAUGCAGACUUGAACAUCAUGAAUUAGUACCUGAAAAAACCCCAAGUUCCUUACAGGCGCUGUGUAUCUGAUUGAGUGUAAUAGACCUCAGAGAAGGGUCAUGUAAGGAUGAGAGGUCUGCAAUUGGAAGGGUGGUAGUGAGGUCAAGAGUAGGGUUUGGGCAUUGUGAAGGAGGAAGGACAUAACGUCAGGGCACCUGAGACACAUCAAACUUGUUCCAAUGUAUUGGAAGAAAAAAAAAGGCAUUGUGAUCUCCGGUGGCUUUUCCUCAUAAAUGCUGGCUUCGUUUUGUAUGAUCUAAAAAGAGUUCAAAUGCAUGUCAAAGUCCAGAUUAGAGGUUGGAACAGACUUCCUCCGCCAGCAGACCUGAAUCAGUAUGCCAAACAUGGUUGAUAUACAGAUUGCAUGGGUGAUUUUCAUUGGCCAUUACCGAACCUCCGGCAUCAUACACCACCAAGAUGCCCCCUUUUUGAAUAAAGAAGCAGUAGAAAACAAACCCAAGUGGUUUGAAAUCUGACAAAAGCAAAAAACGCAAUAUUCUGACUUUAUGAUAAUGUGGUGCGGUUAAAAAAAAGUAUUGUGAAAA